This is a messenger RNA of Loxodonta africana (African savanna elephant), 10054 nucleotides long. RefSeq names its product high mobility group box 2 (gene HMGB2). Gene Ontology annotation, cellular component: nucleus. The record is from RefSeq and is a predicted model, not a curated record. Gene Ontology annotation, molecular function: DNA binding, bending. Bases 155 to 787 code for a protein of 210 amino acids. Gene Ontology annotation, biological process: regulation of transcription by RNA polymerase II. NCBI's taxonomy places the organism in Eukaryota, Metazoa, Chordata, Mammalia, Proboscidea, Elephantidae. The transcript has 5 exons.
GAACUCUGCAAAACAAGAGGCUGAGGAUUGCGUUAGCGAUAAACCAGUUUACGCCGGAGCCCUUGGAAAGGAGCGUCUCGGUCGGGUUCAGCCAGUUCGCGGAGCUCUGAGGAAAAGCUCCUUGGCUCGUACCAGCCCGGCGCCGACCCUCGCGAUGGGCAAAGGAGACCCCAACAAGCCGCGGGGCAAAAUGUCCUCGUAUGCCUUCUUCGUGCAGACCUGCCGAGAAGAGCACAAGAAGAAACACCCAGACUCUUCGGUCAAUUUCGCCGAGUUCUCCAAGAAGUGCUCGGAGAGAUGGAAGACCAUGUCUGCAAAGGAAAAGUCGAAGUUUGAAGAUAUGGCAAAAAGUGACAAAGCUCGCUAUGACAGGGAGAUGAAAAAUUACGUUCCUCCCAAAGGUGAUAAGAAAGGAAAGAAAAAAGAUCCCAAUGCCCCUAAAAGGCCACCAUCUGCCUUCUUCCUGUUUUGCUCUGAACAUCGCCCAAAGAUCAAAAGUGAACACCCAGGCCUGUCCAUUGGGGAUACUGCAAAAAAAUUGGGUGAAAUGUGGUCUGAACAAUCAGCCAAAGAUAAACAACCGUAUGAACAGAAAGCAGCCAAGCUAAAGGAGAAAUAUGAAAAGGAUAUUGCCGCAUACCGUGCCAAGGGCAAAAGUGAAGCAGGAAAGAAGGGUCCUGGCAGGCCAACAGGCUCAAAGAAGAAGAACGAACCAGAAGAUGAGGAGGAAGAGGAGGAGGAGGAAGAAGAUGAGGAUGAUGAGGAAGAGGAUGAAGAUGAAGAAUAAGUGGCUAUUCUGUAAUGUGUGUGGAAUAUGCGUGUGUGCUCAGGCGAUUGUUUAGCUAAGAAUGUGAAUUCAAGUGCAGCUCAAUAUUAGCUUCAGUAUAAAAACUGUACAGAUUUUUGUAUAGCUGAUAAGAUUCUUCGUAGAGAAAAUACUUUUUUUAAAAAUGCAGGUUGUAGCUUUUUGAGGGGCUACUACAUACAGUUAGAUUUUAAAGCUUUUGAUGUUGAAUGUUUCUAAAUAUUUAAUGGUUUCUUUAAUUUCUUGACUUGUGUAUGGUAGCACAGCAGAUUCCUAGGAAUAUAGUAUCAGUAGUAAAUUUUAGGGUUUUCAGGAUGUUGCAUUUUGUUUUUUAAAAAAAAUUUUUGUAAUAAAAUUAUGUAUAUUAUUUCUAUUGUCUUUGUCUUAAUAUGUUAAAUUAACUUUGACUUUAAAAAACUCUUACGGUCUGGAACCAUAUGUUAACCUUUUUGUAUUUUUGUCCAAUAGUUCUUAGACACAGUUGAUUUUGUGUAACAUGUUUUAACAGUUAAUAGAAAGUAAAACAUGCUCAUAAUUCGUAUUUACAAAGUGUUCUUAAAAAUCAUCUUGAAUUUAAUGAGCUUUAAAUAUUAAUUUAUGCAGUGUUAUAGAAUAAGUUUUUUUAAUUAACGUUUCUGUUCUCUUAAUAGCUAACUCCUCAGGGUUUUUUUUAACUUGCACUUUAUCUCAGAAAAUUUCUCUAAUUCGAGGUCCAUACCUAAGAGUACACAUACUUUAAAAAAAAAAAACAGUGUUAUAUAUUUUUUAAUAACUUGAACCCAGUUCAAGGUAGGAUGCCAGGGUGAAUUUUGAGAUGUCUUUAAAAUCAGUUUGACCUUAAGCCUUAGAAUUCUGGGAAACUAUAGGCUAAGAAAACAUUGGAGAUACUUAUUGUGAUACCUCAUGAUUAAUUUGACUAAACUAGAAUUUUUAGUUUGCGGGGAAGACAGUUAUUUUAGAAAUGCUCAUUUGAGGAAGGUGGUUGCUUUUUGAAUUUAGAGAACUAUUUUCAAGAAUUUUCUGGUUAUUAAGUGAAAGUUGACCGUCUAUUUGGUAAGUGCUUACAGAAAUGUAUUGUUGACAAUUUUACAAUUAAAUUUGAUAGUCUUGGUUACCCACUAAGUUUUCAUACAGAAAUCAGGGUUCUUGUUACCCAGCUAUGGGAAACUUGGUUUCUCUUAUGCCAUAUUUAUUAUAAUAUUUGAUAAGCCUUAUUUUAAUAGAAAAUACCAAACUGUCCUUGUAUGGAAGUGAAGUAUUAACGUAGUUCCCAGAGCAAAGGUACUCUUAAGUAAAACCUUUAUGAUUGCCCUCUGAUCAUCCCAGUGGCUUCAAAUUCAGGGUUUUUACUGAUUAUAAAAUGAAAACUACUCGUCAGUAUUUUCUGGUGUUAGGUGAAGAAAUUGGGGGUAAUGUGUUUUAAUGUACAAAAUUUACAAGGAUAUUGAAAUGAAAAGUGGUUGCUCUCCAACUCGUGACCUGGUGUUAGAGUAGAGCUGCUCCAUAAGGUUUUCUUGGCUGUAAUUUCUAUGGCAACAGACCACCAGGCCUUCUGCAGCAUAGCUGGGUGGGUUUGAACCACAAACCUUUAGGUUAGUAGUUGAGUACAAACUGCCAUCUUGUUUCUCAGCCAUCUUGUUCUACUAGGUGGCAGCUCCAAUGAUGCAAUAAUUUAUUCUUCAAAAGAGACAAUCAUAAGCAAUCAUACAUGUGUAUAUACCUGUAUUUAUUAACACAUUUGCAUAGUAUUACACAAGUAGAAACACCUUUUUAUCAUUUGAGAUUUGUCUGUUUGAGUACAACAGGUGCCAUGGUCUUUUGAACAGCUAGCUGCAUAGUAUUGAACAGAUUAUAAUUUAACCAGUUCCUUCAAGAUAUUUAUGUUUGUAUUUUUUGCUUUAAGAAUGCUGCCGUGAACAUCCUUGUAUGUGAUUUCACAUACGUGAGUAUAAGAUAUCUUCUUUUAAGUAGAGUGGCUUGGCCAAAGGGCGUGCAUGUUUUAAAAUUUGUUAAUUAUGAUAACACCUGAUACUGUAUACCAGAAACUGCUCUCUUAGGCUUUAUAUGUUAACCUGAGUCUGCCAAAAUUGCUUUCAGUGGAAGUUGUACUAACGUGUACGCCACAGCAGUGAAUGUUACAGAGUGCAGAUUUCCUCAACUCACCAACACUGGUUCUCACUCAAGCAUUUUAGUCUUUGCUAUUCUGGUAGUAAAUAAUUGUUUUUCCUAUUAAGGAUUUAGUAUAUUAUAUGUUUAAGAGCUAUUUGUAUUUCCUUUCCUGUGGCCUUUUGUCCCAUUGGUCUUUUUAGUAAUACUUUGUUGGGAGCAUUAUGCAUUAAGGAUAAUGCUUGGUGCUGUGUACACUUUUCUUUGUCAUUUGUCUUUGUUUACAUUGCUUUUUUUCAUGUAGAGGUUUCUAUUAUGUCAAAUUUAUCAAUUUUUCAUGGCUUUGGGAAGUCUUUUCCACUCAAAGUAUUUAAAAAUAAUUGUUCUUGGUUUUCUUACUGCCUCCCCCCCUUUUUAAAAUUAUUUGAUCCUCCUGGAAUUUAUUUUGUGCAAGGAGUGAGAAAGAGGCUCAAAUUUAUUUCCAGAUGUCAACCACUGUUUUUUGUCUUUUAAUCCAUAAAAGUAGGGUGCUGGAUUAGGAGAUCCUAAAGUCCCUUACGUUUCAAAGCACUUAGUUGCUCAAUAGAUGAUAGUAUGCCUUCUUGUAAGUGUUUUGCCUUUUAACAUGUCAUUUACUGUAAUAGAUCAUAGCAUGUUUUGGAAUAGUACAAAUGUGGCAUUAUCUUAAACCUUUCUAUUAACUACAUAUGAUUUUAUUUCUUAGGCGGAGCAAGAAGAAAAAGGAGCUUAAUUCUAGUGCAUAAGAUUUAAUCUCUAAUUACACUUAUCUUUUUAUAAAUAAGCCAUUUUUCGACUACUUGAGAUUCCCAUUGCAGACACAUUUUUAGAGAAAAGUAGGAUAUUAACAGUAGGAAGAGCAAAGACCAGUAAAAGCUAGAUGUAAGAGGGCCGGGUGUGGUGAAGUGAGGCACAUACAGGAAAGCUCUGUGAGGGCUGUGUGUGCUGGAGUCUCUGGGUGGCACAAAGGGUUAAUGUCCUUGGCUGCUAGUUGAAAAGUUAGAGGUUGGAGUCCACCCAGAGGCACCUCUGAAGAAAGAUCUGGUUAUCUGAAAAACCAACUAUUGGAAGCCCUGUAGAGCACAGUUCUAUUCAGACACAUGGGAUUGCUGUGAGUCAGAAUUGACAGCAACUGGUUAGUAUCCCUAGUGCUAGAAACAGGUGUUCCAUAAAUAUUUGCUGAGUUUUAUAUUUGAUGAAUCAAUGCCCAAGAUAAAGGGGACAGCUACUAUUUAUUUAGCUUAUCUGUGCUGCUGGAUGAAAAUGUGGGUCUAGGAUUUACAAAUUUUUUUUAGAAAGUGGUAUCUGGUUUCAAAAUACUGGCAAGGAAUUCAAAUUUGGGGGUCAAAGAAAACAUCUAGAUGCAAGUCUGCGUAGUUUACCACCUACAGUGUAGGUAGGUAGAAUUAUUAAUGUUUACUUAAGGCUGUUGGUAACUUUAAAUUCUAGUCUGGCUGGUGAUGGCCUUAGAGAACCAGACAACCUUUAAGCUGUAAGACGUAUGGACAUAACAAUGUUAGUUAAUAUGCCUAUGCAAUAUGUCUUCAUAAUGUUGAGUUCUCAGGCCUAUGCUCAUUGUUUUCAGAUUUUGAGCACACAAUACACUUUCCCUGCUGAGUCCAGGUGAUAAAAACAGGACUAUAUAUAUUUUUAAAGUUUAUCCCUCCAGCUAAGCAUUGUUUCUAUAGUUGUCUAAAUAACCAUUCUUGCCCUACAGUGCAGACAUUUAGUGGUCCUCAUCUUAGGCUUUACUACUCCAAUAGAAUAGUGACUCAGCACCAUUAGACUCACAUUAAAAGCAAAGAACGGCCCUCUAAAGCAACACGUAGCAUCAAAUUUUAGACCUGGAAAUGGUCAUGUGGUGCAACACUCCUACAGCAAGAUGUAGCCAUCAAUUUGGACUGUCCCAGGGUGAGUAAGGGGCAGUGAGACACUAAUUCAUUCACGUUUACGUGUUGUUCUUUGACUCUAAAUUUUCCCAAUAAAACGAGAUGGCUUAUAUAAAGAACAAACUAAAAUACAAAGGGAAAAGCAAGGUAAUGAAAAAUUAAAAUUAGAGUUUGAAUAGGGCUCUUUUUUUUGGUAACAAGUCAUUUAACCUCUCAGCCUCAGUUUCCUCAUCUGUAAAGAAUAAGUGUUUAUCUUGUAAUUUGUGUGGAGUGUGCAUGUGUGCUCAGAAUCUUUUUUGAGGGUUAAAUGAGAACAUACUUAAGGCACUGUCCUGUGGCAAUAAAUAGUGCUACCUAAAAGUAUACUUACCAAUAGCCAUGAGUUAAUACAAUUGCUAUGAUAAUGUAUCAGAUUCACUUGAGAUUCUCCACAGUAAGGUAGAGAAGAAAAUUAAAGAAGUUACAUGGGAAACAUUCUUUAGGAGAGGUUUUCAUAGCACCACAUAGAAAUUCCUACCACAAGGACUUGGGAAUAUUGAGUUUUGGAGUUGAUUGUGUCCUUGAUCCCAGUACUAAAUUUAUUAAACUUCUCUAUCACAUACAAAUGGGUGAUUUAAUAUAUAUGUCAUUGUAGUUUUUCAGAUUUAUAUAAAAGGUUUGCUGAAGUCUUUCAGAAAUUAUUUUCUUCACUCUAUAUUACUAAGACUUGUUUAUAGCUAGUGCAUUUGUGUUCACUGCUGUGUAAUAUUCCGCAAUUUAUCCAUUCUCUUACUGGUGGGCAUUUAGGCUAAUUCCAUGGUUUUUGCUAUUAUAGUGGUGCUAUAAAAAUUCCUGUAUGAGUCUCCUGGUGUUCAAGUGCACUUCCGUCCAGCGGCAAUCUGUCCUGUAAAUUUCAGUGGCCUUAGCAGCCCCAAAUCUCGCUCUUUGCCUUUGCUCAGUGAGAUCACCACUCUGAUCUCCGCUUCCUUGCAUCAUGGUUAGGAACGGUCCCCACACAGAUGGUGAACCUGGGGUUCACCUUGUGUGUUUCCCUUCUGUCAAGCAAGUAUCAGUGCUUUGCCUGUGACUCAAUCUUUGAAAACAACUGUCUGUGUAUUUGUCGAGUUUUAUAGGUGUUUAGGACAGCAGAAAUGGCCUGGCUUUUUAGCCAGAAGAAGUCUAUUCCCCUCUUAUUUUCUACUAAAAGUUUUAGUUUUGGCAUUUAAUUCUUAAUACAGCUGGAGUUUGUUGUGAAUGGCAUGAGGUAGAGAAACAAUCCACCCCCCUCCUUUAUUUAACUUCUGAGCUUCAUUCCUUCACUUGUAAAGUGGGGGUAAUUAUACCCGAUUUGUGAGUGCAUGUGCGUGCGCCUAUACACACAAGCAGUUUAAGAAUGUAAUUUUCAAUGGCGUAUUUUAACCCUUGGAGAGCACUAAAUGCAUCUUAAAGAAUGUCAAAGAUAGCAUACCCCUUUAAUUAUCUUUAAGUGAAAUUCUUAAACUUACUGGCAUCUGAUAUGAGCAAAAUAUCAAAUCUAUCAAUUUUACUUUAUAAUAUAGUCUGCACUGUAGCUGUUUUAUUCUGAUUAAAGACAGAUUUUAAGACUUUGAAACCAGGUAAUGAUAAUAGCUAUGUGCCAGGAACUAUUCUAAGCACUUUAGUGUAUUAACUCGUUUAAGCCUAGAAACAACCCUAUUAUAUAACCAAAACCAAACCAACUGUCAUCCAGUUGAUUCUGACUCAGUGACCCUAUAUGAUAGUAGAACUGCCCCAUAGGCAAUUUUCCAGGAUUUCCAAGGCUGUAAAUCUUUUAUAGAAGUAGACUGUCACAUCUUUCUCUGGCUGGGCAGCUGGUGGUUCGAAUUGCUGACCUUUUGGUUAGCAGUUAAGUGCUUUAACCACUGUGCCACCAGGGCCCCUUACUCUAUAAAAAAAAAACCCAAAACCAAACCCACUGCUGUCGAGUUGAUUUGGACUCAGGCACCACUACAGGACAGAGUAGAACUGCCCAUAGGGUUUCCAAGGAAUGCCUGGUGGAUUCAAACUGCCAACCUUUUGGUUAGCAGCUGUAGCUCUUAACCACUAUGCCACCAGGGUAUUUUCCCCAUUUUAAAAAUGAGCCAUAGAGAUGAAAUAACUGGAGUCACAUAGGUAAUUUAUAGAACAGGAAUUGAAUCUAGGCAGUCCGCCAUGCCACCAUUCAGGUGAGCAGACUGUGACAUCACUCUGUGAAAAUGAAGAGGUCCUACAUCCCAGCUCUGCUCCAGUGGAGGGCCCCAGGCCUGCUUCACUCAGAAAACUGAAAUCCACCAAGCUCAAUUAUGGACAUUUCUAAAUCUUAAAAAUUAGAAUUUCAAAGCAGUUAUUGAAUCUAAUUCAGAGACAGCCCUUCCUUCCAUCUCCAUUUCCAGGGAUAGUGAUUACCAAGAACAAUUCUCUGACCUGUCCAUUUUCUUGCAACAGAUUGAGUCUAAUGAACAAUACACGUUUUUAUAGUGUCCAAUACCUUUUAAGUUGGUUCCACAUGAUUAAAUUUUCACACACGCAGGCUUUUGGCCUAAUAUCUGGCUCUGGCUGGGUAACUGGCAUGUGUUUGACUGAAUUAUAUGUGGAUUUUUUUUUUUUUCCAAUGAUACUUUGUCCAGCAUUGACACAUGAUUCCAAGAUUCUUGUGAGAGACUGUAUCCUUAAGGAAUAAGUGAGUCCCCAUUUAUUCAUCCGGUGCUGUCAGGUUUUCAAGUUUCUUAGCCUGUCUCCACAGCAGCUGAAAAUUGGACAAGACAUCACAAUAGAUAAGCCAGUUGAGAGAAAAAGUGGUUUCCUAAAUCAACACAGCUGCUUAAAUCUAUUAGCAGCCAGAGCUUCUCUUGAAAAGUGGUGUGUGUACCAGAAGGUCCUACGGUCUAUUUCUAACUUCACAUUGGUAGACUGCCCUUCAUUUCUUUCUAUGCAUGUGAACGGUCAGGUUGUAAAGAAUUUUGACUUAACAAAAUUCUUGCUUGUAAUAGGUGAUAAUACAGUAGAAGAGACAACAAAGAUUGUUGUUAGAAUUCUUUUUUAUAAUUGGAUAUUUGUUUUUUUUUAAAAAGCUAUACAUAAACAACCAGUGGCAAAAAUAAACCUAUAAGUUUCCUUUCUUAUAGAUAAGUGAGCUUUGAGCACAUGUAGCAGAAUCAGCCACAUACACAACUCAUAACUAUGAUUUAUAAUAUUUUACCUAUUAGUAUAUCUUGUAAACAAUAUCAAGUAAAUCUCUUCAAAUGUGCAGUGUUUAGAUUUAGAAAUGAUUACAAGUAUUGAAAAAAAAAACCAUUGAUUAAAAUACAGUAUUUUAUUUUUCUCACCUAAAAAACAACCAACCCAGAAUUAGGAUAUACAUAAGCUUCUCAAAUUUAUCCCUAACAAAAUUUCGAAUAUUUAUACAAUUUCUACAGAAACAUACAGAGUAUCAAAAUCUGCAUAAAUCAAAUUUAUAAAAUGUGUAGAAAUGCAUAGCGAUAUUAUCAAUUUACAAAGCAAGGAUAUGGGAAUUAUUUCCAGAGCAGCCUAGCCUACAGUAGAAAAUAGUCAUUAUGGCAGCAGCUUCUAGUGUUUUUUGUGUUUGGUAAAAUUUUCUGAUUUCAAUAUUAGAGUAUCUUCUUUUAAUGAACUGCACAAAAUACCCAUUUAAAAUUUACAUGCACAGUGUAUGUGCCACCUUUCUUAGGCCUAUGCAUAGUUAACAAGGUUAUAAUCUAUUCAACUUGGAAAAUGGAGUCUAUUUGCAAACACGCAAGUAAUCAAAGUACCAAUUAUCUUAGUUUUUUUUAAUAGUUGAUUUAUUUUGCAAUUAUAUAAGCAUAUAAAUGUAUUCCUUUUUAAACAUCCCUAGAGAUGAAUGAAAGUUAAAAUGGCUGAUCACAGAUUAGUAGCAAAAUACAAAUUGACAAUUCAAAAUUAUAAAUAAAGCUCUUGUUUAGGAUGUUUAAUGCUAACUUGACUCUCCAAAUUUAGAAGAAAGCAAUUCGUAGGCUUUUCUUUUGAACAAAUGUAGAGCUUUUUCUUUUCUCUUUUUUAAGCUUUAAUUAAAAAUAUCUUCCUCUGGCAAUAGUUUGUGAAUUCCUUUCAUUGUAUUAUCAUGAUUACAAGAUCAAAAAUGCUUACUUUAUUUACCAUUCCCCACCUCACAUUUUUUUAAGCAGUCAUACGUUAGGCAUUUUUAAUCUUUGGGAUAAUAAAAGAAUACUUAUAUAGAAAUUAUAGUCUCAUUGACUGUUUUGCAGUAUUUGGUUCUCAUCGAGUAGGUACUAUCUUGACAUAUGUUUAACUCCAAAUAAAUCUUUUCACUGAAAAUCCUAAUAAAAAUACACUUCCUAAAAAGAACAAAUUAAACCUUAGGGAAUUAACACCCAAUCUAACAGAAAGUGGUUCCUAUUUGUUAAUGAACUGUAUUCUUAAAUAGCCUUCUCUUUUUUUUAAUUUGAAAAACAUGCAGGGAAUUUCAUUUGGAUGAUGUAUAAAUGAAACAUCAAUUCACUCUUGGCUUCAUAUAGAUUGCUUAGGUUAACACACCGGGAGUUUUGUAAGACUUGAUCUAACAAGGACUUGGAAAGUCUUACCUAGUUCAGAAUGAAUUUUUGACACGCUUACAAUGGUGUUGUCUCGUUUUUGUUACCCCCCCUUUCGAUUUCAAAACUGCUUAUUAUUUAUAGUUUUCUAAAAUGACAGAGACUGGGGAAAGGUAAACCCCAAAUGUCAGUGGAUAAUUUUUCUCUAUGUUGGAAGACCCCUUUGCUAUCUCAGAGGCUGGUAACAACAAGAGGCAUCGGUAAUGCCAAGAGGUGGAGUUAAUGCCACACAAUCUUUGAACCCUGUGAAUUGCCUGGGGAUGUUCCAUGUUGUCAUUUCUUUUUCAAGCCUUACAACAUUCAACUUCAUAGCAAAUGGUAGCAUAUAAAUUCAUUUCUGAGUAGUAGAAGUAUUCCUUGUACAGGAGACAAGUCGAUUGUAACCAUCCUAUAAAUUUCAUCAAAAGCUCUUGAAAUAUAUACUGAGAAAUCAAAGAGGCACUAAAUGUGUUGAAAUUCACCUUUCAAAAAAGCAGCAUGACUGUGAAGGAAGGCCACCUUGGCUAAUAACCUGUGGCAGUGCUUCAAAAAGAUGUAAAAUUAAAGACAACACGCUGAUAAUCACCAAGUUAUACAUGAAAUUCUGGUUACUCCAACCUUUUUUCAAGUGUGUUAAAAAAAAAAAAAAAUCAAACUGCCUUUCAGACCCC